UCACAUUUGAAACUUCACACACAAACAAAAGAAACAAAAAGAAACACAAACAAGAACACAAAGUAGUCUUUUUCUUUCUUUCCUUCUUUUUCUGAGCUUAAUACAAUUAUAGGAGAUGGGAAACAGUCUAAGGUGCUGUUUGGCUUGUCUUCUUCCUUUUGGAGCACUAGACUUAAUCCGUAUCGUACAUUUAAGUGGCCACGUAGAAGAAAUUACACAUCCAAUCACAGCUUCUGAGGUUCUCAAGAAUUACCCAAAUCAUAUUUUAACUAAACCUUGUUCUCAAGGUAUAGUUCGUCGGAUUUUGAUCUUGUCGCCGGAAUCAGAACUCAAGAGGGGCAGCAUUUAUUUUUUGGUCACGGCCAAUUCUUUGCCGGAGAAGAAGAAAACCAACAACUCCAAUAAAAAUGUCUCCAAAAUUAAAAGCAAAGAAUGUCAUAUUAGCAUACCUGAGAUUGAUCGGUAUUUAAGUGACGUUACAUCAGAAAAGAAGUCUUCCCGUCGAGAACGGCGGAAGGGUGCAGUUGAGGAAUGGAGGCCUCAGCUUGUGAGUAUUUCCGAGGACUAAGAGCACGUUUGAAUUAGCUUAUUGUAAAUAGCUGAUAAGCUUGGAGUGCUGACGUCUCUUGUUACUUGGCCCAACCAUAAAGAGAAACUAUGUCCAUUUAUAAGUAGUUUAUUAUCAAAAUUGGUAAAUUCAUCAAAUAUUACUACUAUUAGUCAAUUAGCUAUUUGUAGCGAAAAAAGGAUCAAGUUUUUACUUUCUUUUGAGUGAGUGCUAUUAGAAUAGAUU
Molecule: messenger RNA, 793 nt
Organism: Nicotiana attenuata
Lineage: Eukaryota; Viridiplantae; Streptophyta; Magnoliopsida; Solanales; Solanaceae
Exons: 1
Coding region: 116-568 (150 amino acids)
Source: RefSeq, a predicted model, not a curated record